Molecule: messenger RNA, 933 nt
Organism: Aspergillus tubingensis
Lineage: Eukaryota; Fungi; Ascomycota; Eurotiomycetes; Eurotiales; Aspergillaceae
Product: HDA1 complex subunit
Exons: 3
Coding region: 1-933 (310 amino acids)
Source: RefSeq, a predicted model, not a curated record
AUGGGAAUCCUUUCCGUCUUCGCUUCGGGGAACUACGGAAUUGCAUGUUACCAGGUGAAAUAUACUGUUAUUCCCAUUGAGAAGUUCCCGAAGCUGAAUUCCUUCUUUACCUCCGUAGGCCCGGCCGAUAAGCAGCCAUCACGUGCCGGUCGAUCACCCGCGUUGGUUCCGUCGACUUCAUCACCAGCUGGACUGUUCCUCAAUCCAUCUUAUGAUCCACUUCCUCCAAACACCCCUCAUCCUUGCCCCCCUUUCGAGGAUUCGCCCUUUUCCUGGACUAUAGCUGCAUUUCCAAACACUGCGACCUCAGCAAGCUCUUCUACCUUCGCUAUUCCACCUUUCGUUCAACAUCCCAUCGCUUUAGCUCCAAUACUCUACCAUGGAUUGUUACACCUCGGCCACGCUCUCUGCUUGCGUAUAAUGUCGCGCAAGCGCAAGUCUACUUCUACGAUAUAUACAAGCCACACAAGCCACAAACGAAAGAAACGCUGGAGAACCCAGCACGUCGUUCAUUCUAGCGACAACGAGGCAGACACCGAUAGCGAAGCUCUGAGUGCAGACGAGUGGCUUAUCAACUGUAUACUUGACGAGACCGAAUCGCAAUACUUGAUUGACUGGGAAGGACCUUGGACGCCUACUUGGGAACCGAAGGAAAACGCCAACAACGUUGCCGUGCAGGUCUGGGAGGACAAAAAGCGAAGAGAUCAGGCCCAGGAGGAAUUUGUUCGAAGUAACACUCCACCACUACCAUCACCAUCACCGCCACCCGUCUCCAGUGUUCAAGAACACAGUAGAGACUCUUUAAGCCCAAGACCCAGUCAGCCCCAGACUGAAGCCCCGACUGACGAAUCCCGGUCUAGACAGUCCUCGACCCCCCCUCUCUUUGUUUCGCCUAGCACCGUACCUGAAACUACCCUGUGUCUGGAUGACUAA